This is a messenger RNA of Brassica napus (rape), 1312 nucleotides long. Its product is annotated as E3 ubiquitin ligase BIG BROTHER-related. The record is from RefSeq and is a predicted model, not a curated record. The transcript has 7 exons. The coding region runs from base 104 to 1096 and encodes 330 amino acids. Lineage: Eukaryota; Viridiplantae; Streptophyta; Magnoliopsida; Brassicales; Brassicaceae.
UAUUUGCCUUUCGAUUCUUGAAUAAUUUCCCUUUCUGUACCAAAUCCCCACACAACAAUCGCCCCCACGAAAAUCCCCGAUUCGAAAACCCUAGCUUACAAUCAUGGCCAUGGAGAAGGACAACAACGACCACGCUACCAACGUCGCCGUCACCGCCGAGCAAGCGACCAAGAUCAACGACGCUGAUGUACGGUCGCCGGAGAAUCGUCAGACCGGCGUCGUAUCGGAAUCCGGAAGCGGAAGCAGCGAGAAAGGAGAGGAAGGUGCGGAGACGGCAAUGGGUGAUGAGAGCGGAUCGAAUUCGGUUGGAGAGCUGCUACCUCUCCGAUCUUCCUCCGCUAGAGUUCCGUUCACUAAUCUGAGCCAAAUCGAUUCGGAUCUUGCUCUCGCUCGCACGCUACAAGAACAGGAGCGGGCGUAUAUGAUGCUGACGAUGAACAGUGAAAUCAGUGACUAUGGGAGCUGGGAAACUGGAAGCUAUGUCUACGAGGAGGAUGAGUUUGAUGACCCCGAGGACGAGGAUGACGAAUAUGAAACAGAUGAUGAUCCUCAGGAAGAUGCGCCCGAUGUGAAUGCCAAUGGAGACGAUCAAGAAGAUGGCGGCAGAAACGCUGACACCGAGGAAGCUGAAGCUGGUUAUUCAGAUGAUGAAGCUUUUGCUAGAGCUAUUCAGGAAGCUGAGGCAAGGGAAAUGGCUGAUAGGUUGUCUGCCUUGACUGGGUUAGCUAAUCGGGUUGAAGUUCUAGAGGAUGAUGAUCAUACUUCUGAGGAUGCCUGGGAUGAGAUGGAUCCUGAUGAGCUUUCAUAUGAGGAGUUGCUUGCGCUUGGCGACAUUGUGGGAACCGAGAGUAGAGGGUUGUCUGCUGAUACAAUUGCAUCUUUGCCUUCAAAAAGAUAUAAAGAUGGAGAAAACCAGAACGGAACCAAUGAGUCGUGUGUUAUAUGUCGUCUAGACUAUGAGGAUGACGAUGACUUGAUACUGCUUCCAUGCAAACAUUCUUACCACUCGGAGUGCAUUAAUAACUGGUUGAAGAUAAACAAGAUUUGCCCUGUAUGCAGCGCAGAAGUUUCAACCUCCUCAGCUGGACAAAGCUAAAGAGCCAAGGGAAGAGAUCCAGAAAAAGAUCAUAAGCUAAGAACUCCAUUACCUUUGCUGUCUGUUUGUACACUAUAUAAACAAAACCAUCAUCAGAUUUCCUGUGGAUCCUUCAAAUAAUCUGAAUCUCAUCUUCUUGCACUCUAGUAUCUUCUUUCAUCUGUUUCUGUAUUUGCGCUAUCGGGAUAUUGGAAGAAACAACUAUGAUUCAGUCUA